AUGAAGCCUGUUCCUGAGGCCAAGAAGACCAGUUAUCAGUCCCACCUCAAUCAAAUUCAUCAUCAGAGGCAGGCAAUAACUCACAAGGGACAAAGGACAAACAAACUAGCAGUGGAUGCAGAGUCACAAGAUCUGGAAGACAAGCCUCCAAAGGUUGUAGGAGACAACCUCUAUAGCAGUGAGAGUGACAGUGACUCUGGGAAGGGAAAAAGAAGUGGAAAAAGGGACAGCAGGUCUGAAGGGUCUGAAGAUGAAGAAAGUUCUGAGUCUGAUUUAGAAGAUAGUGAUGCUGCCUCAGAUGCUGACUCCUGGCAUUCAGAGGAUUCUGAUAAGGUGUUGGAGUCUGAUGAAGAAGCACCAGCUGUGUUCCCUCAGUUCAAUGAAAAAACAAAGUUUGGAGAGUUGAAAUUCGAGGUGAGUAUGGUAUUUAAAUCAAAGUCUGAAUUCAUGCAAGCAACUAGGGAUUAUACAAUCCAGUGGGGUAGAAAUAUUUUGUUUUCAAAAAAUGACAAAGUUAGAGUUAGGGCUGUCUGCAAGUCCGAAGAUUGUCCCUGGGUAGUUUACUGUGCAUGUAAUAAGCAAGAUGGUUCUUGGCAAAUUAGGACACUAGUAGAUAAUCACACUUGUCCUAGAAGGAGGAAAAACAGAGCUGCAACCCAAACCUGGACUCUGAGUAAACUAGUUCCUAAGCUUAGAAAACACCCAACCAUGAAGCAUCGAGAGGUUUAUGACUGGUUUGUUAGAAAGUGCAACGUCUAUCUCAAUAGCACUUGCAUUACAAGAGCUUUGAAAGCCGCUAGGAAAAUAGUUGAGGGUGAUGAGAUAGCUCAAUAUGGGUUGGUGUGGGACUAUGCCAAUGAGUUGCUGACUAGUAACCCCGGAUCCACAGUUCAAGUGUCUAGGGGUUUUAAGGCUGGUUGCAGACCCUUAAUUGGUCUUGAUGGAGCGUUUCUGAAAACACUACAUGGGGGUCAGAUUUUAACAGCUUGUGGGCAGGAUGCUAACAAUCACAUACUUGUGAUUGCUUAUGCCAUAGUCAGUGUUGAAAACAAGGACAACUGGAAGUGGUUCAUUGAGUUACUGUACAAUGAUCUGGGAGACUACAGGGAGAACAAGUGGUGCUUCAUUUCAGACAUGCAGAAGGGAUUAAUACCAGCUGUUCAGGAAGUAUUUCCCAGGUGGUCCAGUACUGAACUGAAGGAUAUGGUUUGGGAAUGUGCUCGGUCUAGGACAACAGUUGAAUUCAACAGAAACAUGAACAGAGUGAAGCUCAUUAAUCAAAAAGCAUGGGAAUAUCUCGAGAAGUGGCCAAAAGAUGCAUGGACAAAGGCCCACUUCAGUGAACUACCAAAGGUGGAUAACAUAUGCAACAAUGCUUGCGAGUCUUUCAACGCAAAAAUCAAGCAUGAUAGGGGCAAGCCGAUUCUGACAUUAGCUGAGGAAGUAAGAAGAAUAAUAAUGAAGAGUAUUGUUGACAAUUGGAAGAAGCUAGAGAAUUAUCAAGGGAUUCUCCCCCCUGUUCAGCAGAGCAGACUCGAAGCCAUGACAGCGUUGUCUAGCCACUGGGCUCCUCAAUGGUCUGGUGAUGAAAAGGAAGAACUGUAUGAAGUUCAUGGCUGGCCAACCAAUAUGGUGGUUGACCUGGGAAAGCAUACAUGCAGCUGUCGUUUUUGGCAACUAACAGCUAUACAGGAUAAGAAUGACAAACGUGCUGAAGACUAUUGUCACGACUGGUUGAAGAUGGAAGCGUACAGGAAGACUUAUUGCUUCAAUGUGAAUCCAGUGAAAGGUCAGGAUCUGUGGGAAAAAACUCCACACCCAGCACCCGUCCCACCACCAUUUAAGGCAAAGCCUGGAAGACCAACGAAGAAAAGGAGAAGAGACAAAGAGGAACAACACACUGGGUCAAAAACAAAGAUGAAGAGGAAAUACAACCCUAUCAGAUGCAUGUAUUGCAGUGAGAUAGGACACAACAAGCGAAGCUGCGCAAAGAAGAAAGCAACUGAAGCUGAGGAGCAUGCUAGGCAGCUGCAGCUGCAACUAGCUCUGGUUGCCCCUGCUGCAGAAGGGGCUGCCCCUGAAGCAACCACUGUUCCAGCUGAACCUAAUCCAGCUGCAGCACCAACACAGACCCCGACAGUUAUUGAUGUUAGCCAGUGUGACAGUAUACCACCAACACAAGAAACACAACAGGUAAUCAGCCAUAUGUGA
Messenger RNA from Arachis ipaensis, 2211 nucleotides. The record is from RefSeq and is a predicted model, not a curated record. NCBI's taxonomy places the organism in Eukaryota, Viridiplantae, Streptophyta, Magnoliopsida, Fabales, Fabaceae.